AUGGCGAAAUCCUCUGUAAUAAGCAUGAAGCUCUUGAUCGAUACUCAUGCAAAGAGAGUUCUAUUUGCCGAGGCAGGCAAAGAUUGUGUGGAUUUCCUGUUUUACAUACUCUCUUUGCCUGUAGCUAACCUCAUCAAUCUUGUCGGAAAAAACCAAAUGGUGGGGUCUUUGGGAAACCUGUACGAAAGCAUAGAAACCCUAAACCAGUCAUACAUACAGCCAAACAAAACCAAAGACACCCUUCUGAAACCAGUGGCUUCUGUCUGUAGUGGUUCUUCUGUUCCUCUGUUAGCCCUACAAGAUGCACCAACGGCGGCUACUAGUGUAAAGAAGUUUUAUAGAUGCAUCAAUUAUUGUUCUAGUUAUGUUAGUGAUGGCCCAAACGCCGUUUGUCCGAGUUGUCGGAAUACUAUGAACAGUACAGUCAACUACGUGGCUCCUCCUUCUGGAAAACAAGAACCGCCGGCCGGUAGUAGUAGUGAAGAAGGUUUAGGGUUUGUUAAAGGGGUGGUGACUUAUAUGGUGAUGGAUGACUUGGUUGUCACGCCAAUGUCUACUAUUUCCAGCAUUACCCUUCUCAACAAGUUUAAUAUCAAGGAAGUGGGGUUGUUGGAGGAGAAAAUAGUGGAUUUGGGAAUUACUGAGGCUGUGAAGUUGUUGAAGGCUUCUCUGGAGACCGACAAAGUUCUUACCACUGUCUUCUUGAAGUGA
Messenger RNA from Erythranthe guttata (spotted monkey flower), 711 nucleotides. RefSeq lists its product as uncharacterized. The record is from RefSeq and is a predicted model, not a curated record. NCBI's taxonomy places the organism in Eukaryota, Viridiplantae, Streptophyta, Magnoliopsida, Lamiales, Phrymaceae.